Naegleria lovaniensis is the source of this 3783-nucleotide messenger RNA. RefSeq lists its product as uncharacterized. Gene Ontology annotation, molecular function: protein kinase activity; ATP binding. Gene Ontology annotation, cellular component: membrane. NCBI's taxonomy places the organism in Eukaryota, Heterolobosea, Eutetramitea, Acrasida, Naegleriidae. Bases 1 to 3783 code for a protein of 1260 amino acids. Gene Ontology annotation, biological process: protein phosphorylation. The record is from RefSeq and is a predicted model, not a curated record. The transcript has 2 exons.
AUGAAGCCACUGCUGCUACUGAGGAAUGCUAUCCCAAGAAUCCCUAUUCCUCUUCCUUCUCUGAAUAGUGCACUAUUCAGUCAUGACCAUUCAUCGAUAAGACACAAAACCAUUCAAAACAACAACAACAAGUCUUCCAUGACAUUGGUACGACAACUCGUCUUCUUCAUAUUCACUCCAUUCAUCAUUGGUUUAUGGAUUUCUCUCAUUUCCACAAUGAUUGGAACUGCACAUGCUCUUUCAACAAGACCCUUUGCUUGGGGCAAUGACAUGUUUGGCACUCUCGGUGUUGAAAUGGGAAUUCGUAGUGCCUCUCCCUCUAAUGUAUUAACACCCAAGAAUAUUGUGAAUCUGACUCUCUCAUAUCAAUAUUUGAAAUUGAGUGAAGGAUCUGGCUAUUAUUCACAAUAUCUGUUAGCUACAACGGAUAUUACAAGUACAUCAUCUUUUGAAUUAUUGGGAAUGGGUGAUGAAAGAUAUCUUCCCUCGUACUCGACACAAAAUGUGAAUUAUCCCAUUCAGGAAAGUCCAGUUCCAUUACAUUUAUAUAAUUCGUUUGGAAAUAUCUUGUAUGUGGUUACAUCUUCAAGAGUGAGUAUUGCUGUAACCAAAGAUGCAGCACAAAAUUACAUCUUGUAUUCUUGGGGAGAUAGUUCGAAUGGAGGACUGGGAGAUGGUGCAUCCACCUUUCGAGGUUACGUGACCAUUCCAGUCCAAGUUCAGAUGCCAACUCCUUGUCGAAAAGGUUUAAAACAAUUGACACAUUAUGAUCAAGCUUUUUUGCUUUGUCAAGACUCUGAAAAGCAAUAUCUCUAUGCAUUUGGUUACAAUAAUUUCAAUCAAAUGGGAGUGGCUGCUGGAGCAAAUUCAACGACUCCAAUUUCUGUGAAUUUGAAUGUAUUUGGAGGAAAAUCCAUUGUCAAAGUUGUAGCAGGACAUCAAUUUAGUGUGGCAUUGACCUCUGAUUCGAGUGUCUAUCUCACUGGCUUACUGUACAUGUGUUUUGAAUAUCCAACGUUUACUCAAUUAACGAAUAUUCCAUUGAGUGCAGGAGAUCAUAUUGUGGAUAUUGUAGUUGCAUCUUCUCAUGUCUUUAUGUUGACUAAUACUUCAAAGAUUAUUCUAUAUGGAAACAAGUAUGAAUAUCUUGGACGUUAUUACACAGGACCACAAACAUGUCCCAGUAUUGUCUUGUCAGAUAUUUAUUAUUUUGGAUCAAAUAUUCGUAAAAUUGCUGGUGCAGGUGAUUUUGCUUUAAUUCUCUCUGACAGUAACAAUAUUUAUGCCAUUGGAGAUAAUCGAUUUGGAAAUCUAGCAACUGGAAAUAAUUCAGACAUUUAUGGUCCCUAUCUCAUCAAUUCUUGGACUCUCUCAGGUUCAGAUCGAAUUACUGAAAUUGCUGUGAGUCAACUCGGAAGUUAUGCUGUCAUUGCUGACAAUGGACCAUUCUGUAACAGAAUUCUCAAUUCCGAUACAUCUGUCUGUUCAGGUAAUGGCAAGUGUAUCACACAAGAUUAUUGUCAAUGUAAGCCAGGUUAUUUCGGAAGAUAUUGUGAAGAAUGGACAUGUUUUGGAAGUCUAAAAUCCUCUUCAAGUGUUUGCUCUUCACAAGGUACUUGUCUUGGAUUGGAUCAAUGCAAUUGUACGAAUGGAUACACUGGAAAUAAGUGUGAAAAUGCACCAUUUGUUCCAUCUCCUUAUACAUGUUAUGGAGAUACUGGAAGUUCCUCAUCGGUUUGUUCAGGACAUGGAAAUUGUGUCGGAAAUGACAAUUGUUCAUGCCAUGCAGGAUAUACUGGCCUUAAAUGUGACAUUCCAAUAUGUUUUGGAAUUUUAGCAAAUCAAAGCAAUGUUUGUUCCAAGCAUGGAAAUUGCACAGCACCUGACACGUGUACUUGUAAAAAUAGUAACUAUUCUGGAACUCAAUGUGAAGUCUAUUCAUGUUAUACCGUGUCCUCAUUGAGUCCUAGUGUAUGCUCUGGACAUGGUCAAUGUCUCUCGUAUAAUCAAUGUAAUUGUUCGUAUGGAUAUACUGGACUGACGUGUUCCUAUUUUACUUGUUAUGGUCGAUUGUCCAACGAUGCAGGAGUAUGUUCUGGAUAUGGAAACUGUAUUGGAAUCGAUCAAUGUAAUUGCACUUCUGGACGUACAGGUUCUCAAUGUGAAUCUGUACAAAUUCCAUCAUGUUUUGGAAUUCCAUCAAAUUCUGCUCUUGCUUGCUCUCGUCAUGGACGAUGUUUCUCCCAAGAUACAUGUUUUUGUGAAACCAAUUAUGGAGGAAAUCAAUGUGAACUCACUUCCUGUUAUGGUUUAUGGUCCAAUGACACCAAGAAUGUCUGUAAUGGAAAAGGUUCAUGCUCGUCUGUGAAUAAUUGUACUUGUCAAACAGGAUACAGUGGAGAUCAAUGUCAAAACACCAUUCUUAAUCCACAACAAAAUGCAGAUGCAGCAGCAGCAGCAACAACAACAGCCAUUGCAGUUGGAGUGACCGUUCCAUUGGUCAUUAUCAUUGUACUUGUGGUGUUGAUUGCUAUUAUUAUGUGUGUCUUGUUUUUCAAAAAGAAAAAGACAAGUCACAAGAAGAAUCCAUCCACAACAGAUCGAAAUGAAAAUUCUCAUGUGGCCAAUACUCAGAGUCAUUUGAUUGAUCUCGAAAUGAAUAUUCAACAAGGUACUACUAGUAGUAGUAGUAGCUCUGAAUUGUUCAACAGCAAUAGUAAUAAUAACCAAAACAACAGUUCGAUCGGUGCUGGUCAACUUGCAACAGAAUCCAAAGCAAUGCAAUCCUCCUCAUCCUCUCAAAUGGCAUUCAUUAUGAAUGAAAAUCUAAAAACCAAUUCUGAAGUUUCAGAUUUUCCUUCAGAAGCCAGUAUGCAUUUCAGCACCAUUACAGGAAAUUAUGGAAUUAUGGAUUCAUUGAAUUCUUCGAAUGGAACUCACACCAAUUCUUCCUCUUCCUCUGUUAUGGAUCCAAUGUCCAGAUAUACUAAUUUAGUUCGAAUUGGAAGAGGUGCUUUUGGAUCUGUUUUUCGAGGAAAUGAUUCGAAAUUGGCAGGUAAACCCAAAGCUCUCAAAGUGGUAAAAUUCAACUCACUUGCUGAAUUGAACACAGCCAUGAAAGAAGGAGCUCAACUUAUGAAUUUGAAUCAUCCUAACAUUCUGAAAGUGAAUGAUUUCUUUGUAGAUAAGGAUCAAGUCCUUUGUAUAGAUAUGGAUUAUUAUGAAAAUGGAGAUUUAUCGAAAUUGACAGCUCCAAACGUAGAAUGUCCUGAAUCAAUUGUGAAACACAUUAUUUAUCAAAUGUGUGAUGCUUUGAAUUUUGUUCACACCAAUCUCAAAAUGAUUCACAGAGAUGUGAAACCAAGUAAUAUAUUUAUUGACAAGAUGAGUCAAGAUCAUGUUCAUGUCAUUCUUGCAGAUUUUGGACUUGCAAGAGCGAAUCAAGGAUCAACCAAUAAUUCCUAUGCUGGAACACCAUUAUUCAUGUCUCCAGAGUUGGGUCUUGGAGGUAAAUAUAGUUUCAACACGGAUGUCUAUUCAUUGGGUGUUGCCAUUUACCAAAUAAUGACCAAGGAUGUUGUUACUUCGAUUAGUCACUUGUAUUUUGAUGAAGAAUGCGACGCCAAAGAAUUCUUGAGAAACAAAUUAAGCGAGCCAGGAAUCUAUUCCAAAGAAUUGAUAGAAAUUGUGGUUAGCAUGUUGGAGAAGAGUAGUUCAAAACGACCCUCAGCCGGAGAUGUGAUCAAGGAUCCUUAUUUCUCAGACAUUCACAAUGUAAUGUAA